AUGGCUACGACAGUUGCCCGCCCAGCCAGGAGCUGGAUCACCUUUCCCCCCACCAUGUCCCGCAUCUCGGAGGAGAUCCGUCAACCCACCUUGCUCCUGGGGCAUGGGACUCCCGACCUGGCUGAACGAGUGUCUUCCUACCUCAUGCCUCAGGAUGUGUCCACGAGAGGAGCUAAGCCCACACGCAGGACACAGUUCGUCCACUUCAUCGUGAAGCCGCAGCUGGAGAACCGCUAUGGCUACAAGCUCUUCCUGGACGAGCAAACCAUCCUGCCCAACUCAGAGCCCUCGGCCGACCUGAUCAUGAACGUGAGCCGGUGCCGGCGUCUCAUCGUGGUGCUCUCCGUCGCGUACCUGGAGCAAGACUGGUGCAACAGCAGCUUCAGCACUGCCACGGCUCCGGCUGCCGGCGCGCCGGAGGACGCCCAGCUGAGGGACGCCCAGAGACCCGAGCUCGACGUCUCCGACCUGGGCUCGCGCAACUAUGGCGCCCGCACAGACUUCUACUGCCUGGUGACAGAAGAUGACAUCUGA
Messenger RNA from Opisthocomus hoazin, 534 nucleotides. The record is from RefSeq and is a predicted model, not a curated record. Lineage: Eukaryota; Metazoa; Chordata; Aves; Opisthocomiformes; Opisthocomidae.